AUUUGGGUUUGGUUAUUUAUUGGUUUUGGUCUCAUAUUUGUGAAGCUCUUGAAAUAUUUCUAAAUUUAAAUUCAAAGUGAAUGGUACUUCUUUUUUGGGCACGGUGCAAUCUAAAGAUUUGUAUUUGUUAUUAUUGAAAUUAUAAAUAAUAGCAAAAAUGUACAAACAUUUGAUAGUUGUCAUUGCACUAUCAAGUCUUUGCUGUUUCUUGUAUGGCAUAGCAAAUAUACUUUUAAAUGUUGAAACAAAUGAGUGCCAAAUGACUUAUAUGUACCAGUUACCUACAUUUAUCAAAAUUCAUGUAGACGAAGGAAAACAAUUUCCGAAAUACAACUUAUACAGUUAUGCAGAAGGUAGUUUAAUUGAAAAUGCGAGAUCUCUUAAAUUUAAUGGUGCUCCGGUUAUAUUUAUACCAGGAAACAGUGGAUCACACAAACAGGGACGAUCUUUGGGGUCGACUGCACUUCGAAAAGGCAUUGACAACGACUUAAAUCACCAUUUGGAUUAUUUUCUCGUUGACUAUGAUGAAGAAUUUUCGGCAUUAUUCGGCGGUUAUCUUAACAAUCAAAAAGAAUUCCUGAAAAAAUGUAUAACAUCAAUUUUAAAGUUGUACAAACAUUUGCCCAAUGCUCCAAAACAAGUUGUGCUAAUUGGUCAUUCAAUGGGUGGAAAAGUUGCACAAGCUUUGCUUACAGACGAAUCUGUAGCGGGACUGAUAAAUACAAUCAUUUUCAUAGCUACGCCUAUAGAUCGACCGGUAGUUAAUUUCGAUGUUCAUAUGGAAGCUGCUUAUCGUGAAACCAAUGAUUACUUACAAUUGGCGCGAAAAACUUUACUAAUCAAAAAUGACACAAACUAUUGUACAACUCCAUAUUCGAAAUCAUCAGAAGAGCCCAAGAGUUUGGAUGAUAAGCUCCUUAUAUCAAUUGGUGGAGGAAACAGGGAUCUAUUGGUUCAUGCUGGGUUGACGUACUCAAAAUUCAGUGAUAUAAAUGUUAUGACUUCUACUAUACCAAAUGUCUGGUUAAGUACGGAUCAUGUUGCAUCAGUUUGGUGCCUUCAAUUGGUAUUGGUCAUCAAUCGGUUUCUAUUUAGUAUCAUUUCGUCGUCUCGGGCAAACGCCAAACUAGGAUUAACCUUUGUUGAGGAUAAAUCUACCCGAUUAGCUAAAGCUGAAUAUUAUUUUGUGCGUCCUAAGUCAAAUACUAAAAAUCGUAAUUUUAGUUUAACAUUAAACGAAGAUUCUGAUGAAUGGUUUGAAGAUACGCGAAGAGUUUUCUCAAAGGAUUUUUCAAAUGGUAUUGAUCAUUUUUAUAUUCAAAUGAUUCCAUUAAAUGAGAAACGUCAAUAUAAAAGAUUAUAUGCUGAUGUUAUAAACUUAGAAUCAGAAGAUUGGGUUUUCGGUUGCGAUGCUAAGGAAUUCAAACCAAAUAUGAAAUAUUGUUCAACUGGACAAUCCAUUUCCCAUCACGUGGAAAAGCUCCCUAAUAGCAAACAAAAGCGGAUGUUUGUGUCAGUAGACUUGCAUAAAAUCAAAAAAACUUAUCCCAAUUGGACACAUAUUGUCCUGCGGAUCCCACCAACAAGAAGCAAUGUUAAAUUAAAUAUAGACAUUCAUGAUCCUGAAGAACGAACUUUGAGAAUAAAAGCUCCAAAAUGGUUUUCGUAUACUAAAAAUCAAUUAACAACUGACUCAACACUUGGAGCAUCGCAUUAUAAAAUCUUAAUAUCAGACCUUGACGAAUCACAUCAAUCUAUUAAAUUUAACAUUAAACCUCACGUAUGCUCGAAACCGACACACAAGGCAAUUACUAAAACGUGUGUUCCUUGGGCCAAAGGAUUUGAGCGUUAUCAACACAUUUCCGAUUCAGAGAAUAAUCCACUUCUUGUGAGUGUACCGAUUUCAAAACCAAGUAGUUACAAUACCACGUUAAACCCGGUUACUAUAAACUUACACUUGGAUCCUAAUUGUCGUUAUCAAAUAACAUAUCAAAAUUCAUUUGAAGGAACGAUGUCUCGCAUUGUUCAGCAGUAUGCCCAUUGGCUUCCUGCUCAUUUAACAGCAGUUCUUUUAUUAUCAUUCAAAUAUCAACUCUCCUUGACCCCGCAUAGGGCGCCAUUUAAAUGUGGUAAAGUGCAUUCGGCCAUUGUUCAUUCUGGGACAUUCUUUAUUAUCACUGUAACUAAAAUAAUUUCAAAAAUCUUACAAUCGGUUAAGUUUCUACCUGAUCCAGACAAUUUUCACCAUUCUAUGCUUAUAUCAUUUAUAAUUCAUGGAUCUGCUUCUGCAUUAAUGCUAUUAUCUGCUGCUGGUGUAUGGGCAAUAAUAACGUUUUAUGGAAACAUAAUACAUCGAAUUUUCUUAAGAUUAACAAGAUUAUCAACGCCGGUAUUUUCGAUAGCAUUGCCAAUAAUAGAAAGAUUCCCUAUAAUAGCUGGUGUAGCUCUGGUUGCUAUUGGUUUUGCUUCUUGUGGUGGAAUUGCUUUGAUUCUUGGCUGUUUGGUGUAUCUUAUGCUUAUAGCUAAACAAUAUGAAGAUUAUUUGGAGACAUUUGUGUUUGAAACUGUGGUGACAAUAGCUAAAAAAUUAUUUGGUAAGACACUUCCAACAACAGAAGUCCAUGAAACGCGUGCAAAUACCGAACAAGAGUUCCCCGACGACACAAGGCAACACGAUGUUGAUGAUGACCAACAAAGCUUAUUGGUGUCAAAUAAAGAAGAUAGUCAAGCUGUCGUAAAAGCUACAAAUGAAGAAACAGAAAGUUCAGAAAUUGAAGAUAUCAACGAAUCCAGCGAUCAAGACAAAGAACUCGAACAACUCUUAAACGAGGCCAUACAAAAACAAAAAGAAAUUCUCAAAGAAAAACAAGAUAAACGACAACAAGAACGAAUUGAAUACGAUGCGGUUCAUGAAGGUUUAGUCAGUGUGAAUUUCCACAUGACACUAUUUUUAUUAAUGUGCAUAUUGACAAUUGUUUUCAUCCCAACGACUAUAUCAUGGGCCAGGGACUUCAGAUAUUCAAAACGACUAUCGCCAGACCCUUCACUUUUCCCAGCAACUAUCGUUCUUGUGUGUGUCUUUGGUCUUUGGCAGAUUUCAGCUCCGAAAAAUUUAUAUGCCUAUAAUUUCGUUGCAAGUAUUUUAUAUGCGUGUGCUGCCAUUUGUGUAAUUUAUUGUCAGGAUUCAAUUUAUAGACUUAGUGCUGUUAUACCAGCAGUUUUCGUUAUGGUUUUUUUACAUCAAAUCUUUUCAACAACAAAAAGUGUGGAAAGUGAUUUUGAUCCAGACGUACAGGAGGUGCAAAAUAGAAUAGACAAAAUGAAAGCCGUAUUAGAUGACGCUAAUUUGAAGAAAACUGAUUGAGUAUUUGCUUUUUAUUGUAAUUACCUGUUGUAGAAGUUCUAGUCUAUGUAUUUGAUUUUUUUUUACACUUGUUAUUUUUCGGUAUUUUUCAUAGGCCUUUUUCGUAUUUAUUUAUAAAUAAAAAAAAAGUAAUGGACUCAGA
This is a messenger RNA of Eupeodes corollae, 3506 nucleotides long. Its product is annotated as GPI inositol-deacylase. The record is from RefSeq and is a predicted model, not a curated record. Lineage: Eukaryota; Metazoa; Arthropoda; Insecta; Diptera; Syrphidae. The transcript is spliced from 17 exons. Gene Ontology annotation, cellular component: endoplasmic reticulum. Gene Ontology annotation, molecular function: phosphatidylinositol deacylase activity. Gene Ontology annotation, biological process: GPI anchor metabolic process; endoplasmic reticulum to Golgi vesicle-mediated transport. The coding region runs from base 158 to 3364 and encodes 1068 amino acids.